This is a messenger RNA of Carassius carassius (crucian carp), 1462 nucleotides long. RefSeq names its product ribonuclease inhibitor-like. The transcript has 7 exons. Lineage: Eukaryota; Metazoa; Chordata; Actinopteri; Cypriniformes; Cyprinidae. Gene Ontology annotation, molecular function: protein binding. The coding region runs from base 139 to 1152 and encodes 337 amino acids. The record is from RefSeq and is a predicted model, not a curated record.
CACUAACUUCAGCUCUGAAAUCAAACCCUUCACACCUGAGAGAACUGAACCUUAGUGGCAACGAACUAGGAGACUCUGGAGUGAAAAGCCUCGGUGAUCUACUGAUGAACCCACAAUUCAAACUGGAGAAACUACAAUAUGAAAUCAAACCCAUCACACCUGAGAGAACUGGACCUCAGUAGAAAUGAACUAAAAAACACAGGGGUGAAUCACUUAUGUGAUGUACUGAAGGAUUCAUGCUGUAAACUGGAGAGAUUGAGGUUAAGAUACUGUUAUAUGACAGAUGAACAUUGUUCCGCUGUGACUUUAGCUCUGAAAUCAAACCCAUCACACCUGAGAGAGCUGAACCUCAGUGGAAAUAGACUAGGAGAUUCUGGAGUGAAAAACCUCAGUGAUCUACUGAAGAAAAGACAAUGCCACCUGGAGAAACUAGAUUUGAGUAAAUGCAGUGUUACAUACGAGCAGGGUCUCAUCCUGACUUCAGCUCUGAAAUCAAACCCAUCACACCUGAGAGAAUUGGACCUCAGUGAGAAUCAAAUAAAAAACACAGGAAUGAGUCAGUUAUGUGAUGUACUAAAGGAUCCACACUGUAAACUGGAGAGAUUGAGGAUAAACUGCUGUUAUAUGUCAGACGAAGGAUGUUCUGCUGUGACUUCAGCUCUGAAAUCAAACCCUUCAUACCUGAGAGAACUGAACCUGGGCUGGAAUCAACUAGGAGACUCUGGAGUGAAAAACCUCAGUGAUCUACUGAUGAACACACAAUUCAAGCUGGAAAUACUAGCUCUGUGUAAUUGCAUGAUUACCGACAAAGAGUGUCUUAUCCUGACCUCAGCUCUGAUAUCAAACCCAUUAUACCUGAGAGAACUGAAGCUCAGUGGGAAUCAACUAGGAGACUCUGGAGUUGAAAAUCUUGGGCUUCUGCUGAGCAGUUCACAAUGCAAGAUGGAGAAACUACAUCUGUGUGAAUGCAGUAUUACAGAGAAACAGUGUUUCAUCCUGACUUCAGCUCUGAAAUCAAACCCAUCACACCUGAGAGAACUGAAGCUCAGCGGGAAUCAAAUAAAAAACGAAGGAAUGAAUCACUUAUGUGAAUUACUGAAGGAUUCACACUGUAAACUGGAGAAACUGAGGUCAGUAACAUUCACAUUAUAAUCACAAUGCUUUAAAAUUACUUUGACAUUAGACAUUAAAUGAAACACUGUUACUCAAUAUCUCAAGAAGCGCUUGAGUUUGCAUUAUAUUUGUGGAAAAUAAUUGCUCAAGGACCACUGUGUUAGCGGGAUAUAUGUAGCUGUGGCACAAGCAUCUUCUCUCUGUCAGUAAUAUCACUAACAGUCAUCAAAAAAUGUGGAAGUAUAAGACACAUUGUAAAUGGCACUGAAUGAUCAGUGCGAACAGCAGCAGAAUAACUGCAUGACCAGCUGGCCAAAAACACAUGUGCCUCUGACCAAGCAAAGCAAGG